GCUAUCUGUCAAUAUACAUUACACCCACAAAAUCACACACACACAACCAUUUCUUCAUCUUUGAUUCUCCCCCUUUCUUUCUCAAUCUUUCAAAACCCCCCUUUUCAAGACGGAUCUAAUGCAAGGGCAGAGGGGCGGUGCAAUUGGUUCUUUAUCAGACUCUGUAGUGUUUGAACACGGUUCAACAUCGAGUCCUGUAGUUGAUCCACAAAUUUGUUGGGAUAAUAUGCAAAAUGCUUCUUCAAACCAGUUGUCAGAUUAUAUAUCCUUGGAUUCUUCAGAAGAGGAAGGGGAGAACGAAAAUUUGUGGGAUUUAGGCGAACCUAGUUCAAGCUCUGGUCCAGACCAAAUGAACCCAACUCAUACCGAACCUAGACCAGAACGUGGGUGGCCUACUCUAAUGAAAUCAAGUAUUGAACAACCAUCGAGUGUGCUAUCUUUGGGUGAUAAUGGUUCUUCAAGUUCAACGUUUUCUGAUCCGUUUGGCCCAUCUUCACAUCGGUUUGAGUUAGAUGACCGCAGGUUUUCCCGUAAAAGGAAGGCAGUAGAAUUAAGUAUUGGACAAUCUUCUUCUGGUGUUGGGAGUUCAAACACUUUUCAAAGGCAUGAGGGUGGUUCAAGCCCUUGGCACACAAUUGGUGAAAACCCUCCAUUCGACCCAACUAUCCCGCGACUUGGAUUGAAUGUUAGCACUGUUUCUUCGGAUAACCAAUCUGAAAACCCUCAUAGAAAUGUGAAUCCGAGGAUUAGUUCUUCCCACCAAGAAGCUAACCCGUUACCCAUUAAUAAUAACAAUCAGGAAACUGAUAUUGCAGGUCACUAUUCCUCUUUGAGACUUAACCCGACGUCGGAGGUUCCAUCAAGUCAUCAAGGGCAGCCCGUUCUGAGAAUUCCAUCUUUGAGAAGAAAUCUUCAGUCGACACAAAGAUGGACUCGACAUACUGCGUCGAGAGCCAACAGAUCAUCCAAUCUUGUUAUAUCAGGAGAUAGGAAUGGUCUCGAUUCAAUUUCAAAUCGUCCCUUAUUUGCACCACAAAAUAAUAUACAAGAUGGUGCUGAAACCGAACUGGAGUGGAAUCCAAAUGGUGUUGGUGAUGGGGCAGUUAACACCACAGCACAGGGUGGUGCUUCGUCUUCUCGAAGUGGACCUAGUUCUGGGCCUUCUUCACAUUAUCAUCCUAGAAGAUUAUCAGCGUAUCUUAGGAGGUCUUUGUUAUCUGCCGCAGAUUCAGAGACAAGUGGAGGGCAAACCGGUAAUCUUCUCCCGAGAAUUCCGACAGUUCUGAGGAGUUUAUCUUCUUCACAGGAUAGUGGGAGCCCGCCUGUUGCUGGCAUUCAAGGUCAUCAUCAUCAACCUCACUCAAGGUCUUCAUUAUUGCUUAGUCGGCACCUUGAUGGUGCUCUCCGAUUUCCACAUCUCUCACGGUCAACAACGCCUGGUAGUGAAGGAAGAGGCCGGCUAGUUUCAGAGAUUCGUAGUGUGCUGGAUCUUAUGCGAAGGGGCGAGCCCUUGCGAUUUGAGGAUCUUAUGCUCUUAGAUCAGUCAGUCUUCUACGGAAUAGCGGAUAUUCACGAUAGGCAUAGAGAUAUGCGGCUUGAUAUUGACAAUAUGUCAUAUGAGGAGCUACUAGCGUUGGAAGAACGCAUUGGAAAUGUUAACACAGGAUUAACAGAAGAAACCAUUUUAAAGCAUCUCAAACAGAAACAAUAUGUUUUGCCUGAAGCAAGUCUUGCAGCAGAACCAUGCUGCAUUUGCCAGGAGGAAUAUAAGGAUGGAGAUGAUCUUGGAACACUAGAGUGCGGGCAUGACUUCCAUCAUGGCUGCGUCAAACAAUGGUUGCAGCAGAAGAAUUCCUGCCCAAUCUGUAAAUCGACGGGAUUUACUAAUACAUGAGCCGGAAUAAGGGCAUGAAGAUUGUAUCAUUUAUUGGAUCACAAGUAAGGUGGUGUCUUUGGAUAAAUUAUUGGCAAAUAAUAUAAUCUUUGCCUGUUACCAUUAAAGUUUAAAGGUCUAUGUAUGUUGUUAUCAUUUUAGAUUCUUUUUUUAUGAUGAACCAAAGACCCAACUUGUAUCAAUUUUCCAUUUAUUUAUGCUGCUCAUCAAGAAGUUCAAAGUUUUCAUCUUAA
Erigeron canadensis is the source of this 2127-nucleotide messenger RNA. RefSeq names its product probable E3 ubiquitin-protein ligase RHG1A. Gene Ontology annotation, molecular function: ubiquitin protein ligase activity. The record is from RefSeq and is a predicted model, not a curated record. The coding region runs from base 119 to 1894 and encodes 591 amino acids. Lineage: Eukaryota; Viridiplantae; Streptophyta; Magnoliopsida; Asterales; Asteraceae. The transcript has 6 exons.